Messenger RNA from Desarmillaria tabescens, 1586 nucleotides. RefSeq lists its product as uncharacterized. Bases 444 to 1460 code for a protein of 338 amino acids. The record is from RefSeq and is a predicted model, not a curated record. Lineage: Eukaryota; Fungi; Basidiomycota; Agaricomycetes; Agaricales; Physalacriaceae. The transcript has 2 exons.
AAACAGCCUCUGCCAACAAAAAUUGAUUUUUCGAUGCUGAUGAUAGCAAGGAGUCCCACUUAAUUGAAUGGCUCUCUGACUCUUGGUGACAAUAGUGAGGGGCCUUUCGACUCACUUGACAUCGUUGAAUGCUUCUCUCUCUUGCGUCUGCUGGGAUCUGCUGUUCUGCUCUAGCGACGAGCGUUAAUUUAACAGCCUUCUUGCGCUUAGCCAUCUUGGAUUGAUAUCAGCUCAACGAUGUUCCCUUUAUUUGGCUGACUUCGACCAUAUAAAUCUGCAGGCUUUCCCGUCGUACUGCCGUGUAGUUGUUGUAUAUUACACCAUGACGAAGAAGUGACAAAUGAUCAUCGAUCGACUCAUCGAUGAACUCGGGUAUUGCACAAACUUGGUCAAUGUCUGACAUUAACACAGCCGUUCAUGGUGAUUGAGACAGCUUGUACAACAUGAACUCUCGGCGUCAACCUAGAGAUCCGCAAAUGUCGCCCAAGCACCGGGCACUCCCUCAGACUCUUCCGUCUUCCUCGCCCCAGAGUUCAACGCCAUCAUGUACCAAAACUCCAACAAGUCCGUCUCAAGCACCGAAGCAACGAGGAGUGAGCGCUGGAAGUGAAGAGAACUGCAUACCCGAGAUCGUGAAGUAUCUUGAAGAGUUCAAGAAUGGAGAAGCAUCUGCAGAUGAUGUCUUCACUUUCUUCUCAUCCCUAACAGAGGUGCUUUCUCGUCUUGAGAACAUACCUUCAAUCUCAAAGGCUUUACAAUUUGACUUUGACAUAACAUCGCCAUUACAGCUGGUGCUUUUUCAUGUUAAAACCUCCUUAAAGGAACAUUUAAUAUCUCCUCCUUUCGACCAGAUAUUGGUGGAGAAACAGACAUCAAUCUUGCAGUCUUGGAUUCGUGUUCUUGUCAACAGCUCUUUUUCCCUUCCUCGUGACAUUUCUGGGUAUACCUAUCGCAAUCACUGGGAAAAGUGCUUUCGCUGCUUGGAUAUUCUUCAAUGGGCGCCCCUUCGGCCAAUAGCCGAGGACGUUGGACCUCGACCAGAUCUCACACAUCGCUUACGCGCAUCUAUUCCUGAAAGCGAAGAUAUGCUAUGGAUUCAUUUCAAGGACUACAAGCCGUUCCUCAUUUUCUCCACCCAGUUUGGCUGUAAUUUCCCCUAUAGCUCGGUUAAAGUGCGUGGUAGUCCAGAGCGUUUGGACGUUACUAUUAUUACUGUUCACACUCUAGAGGAAGCGCCUGUCUCUGUCGUUGAUGCUGCCAGACACAAGCUUCCUCAUGAUGUUUCUGUACGGUACUCAACGGGUACGCUUCUGCGCCUGUCUCUGCCACCAUCAUCGUCUGCAGUUCCAGCCAACCAUGGACGUAGCUUAUUAAAGACAGUUUGUCCCGGAGAAUCUCUUUCACCACUCACUUUCACCAUGCCUAUACGGCCCUUGUUAUGGAUAUUGGGUAUCCACUAAUUCGGUGCAUGAGUCAACACAUGCCCGUACUCGGCCUUCUCGGCCCUAGUAGUGACUCGCUCGUACUUUCUCUUAUUUUCUCUUACUUUCUCUAUUCUUCUUACUAAUACUAGAAUAUUAUGGAGC